CCAAAGUUCAAAAACAAACUCUCUCUAUCCUGUUUCUUCAAAGAAAACCCUCUAUCUACCACUUUUCUCUACCUUCUUCUUUUAUCCAUCUUCUCCAACUUUGGUUAGAUCUAGAAAUAUAACUAGAGAUUAGGUUGAUAUUACCAUGAUGUCUACAACCAAUAUUGCUAACCACCACAGUUUGUUUGAUGAAGAACAUCAAGAUCAUGAGAUCCCUAUGCAGAUGGGAUUCAAUAUUCCUUUCCCUCCAAACAUGACUUUACCUCCUUUAGGUAAUUGCCAUGAUCAAUCUUUGAAAGGUAUCAGUGCAAUAAUAACUCCUGAAGCUACAACGUUUGCUGAAACAUUACUAGCAACACCUGUUCAAAAACAAAGAGAAUUUGAAGAUCUUGCUUCGGGUUUUGGUGGUGGAGUAGGCCAAAACCUUGACUUAAACAGAUCCAGAAUGAAUUCAUGGGUAUGGGGAGAAGUAAGUGAUUGCUGGAUGGGUAAAAGAAAUAAUGGAGGAGAUGAUCAUAAUCAUAUAGGGGUUUCAGCAGCUAUAAAGAUGAAGAAAAUGAAAGGAAGAAGGAAGGUGAGGGAACCUAGGUUUUGCUUCAAAACAAUGAGUGAUGUAGAUGUGUUGGAUGAUGGAUACAAAUGGAGGAAGUACGGACAGAAAGUGGUCAAGAACACUCAGCAUCCCAGAAGCUACUACCGUUGCACACAAGACACAUGUCGAGUAAAGAAACGUGUAGAGCGACUAGCUGAAGAUCCAAGAAUGGUGAUAACCACAUAUGAAGGAAGACAUGCUCACUCUCCAUCAAACGAACUUGAAGAAUCACAAACUCAAUCUGAACUUGCUAAUUUCUUCUGGUAGCUACCUAACUAGCUCUACUAAACAACAACAUAGUGUGUUUGUAUGUUCUUAGAAUAUAUGUGUCUUGAACUCUUGACUUUUUAUGGUGUUUUAUAAGAACUCAAUGCAAAUUAUUUGUAAGUUGCAAACCGGUGUUGAUUUGUAAAUUUUCACCCAUGAAUGAGCAGUAUCAAUAUUUGAAUCGAUAAUGACAACUAGUGCUUAUCACAAGGGAGCUAUAGAACAUAGACACAUCUCCAGACUGUCUUGUUAUGUUUAUUUUUGAAGGAAUUGUCUUGUCAUGUGUUAGACAAUGCAUGCGUCUUAAACAACAAUACCUAAUGGACACGUAUGAUAUCUUGUGUUUUAAGAAUAAUAUAU
Messenger RNA from Vicia villosa (hairy vetch), 1219 nucleotides. Its product is annotated as probable WRKY transcription factor 12. Lineage: Eukaryota; Viridiplantae; Streptophyta; Magnoliopsida; Fabales; Fabaceae. The coding region runs from base 146 to 859 and encodes 237 amino acids. Gene Ontology annotation, biological process: regulation of DNA-templated transcription. Gene Ontology annotation, molecular function: DNA-binding transcription factor activity; sequence-specific DNA binding. The record is from RefSeq and is a predicted model, not a curated record. The transcript is spliced from 3 exons.